Drosophila bipectinata is the source of this 447-nucleotide messenger RNA. The record is from RefSeq and is a predicted model, not a curated record. NCBI's taxonomy places the organism in Eukaryota, Metazoa, Arthropoda, Insecta, Diptera, Drosophilidae.
AUGGGGAUAGACCGGUCUCCAGAUAAAGGAGCUGCAAACAGCUCCAAUUCCAGUUGUCCGAUUUGUAACGCCGAGGUAAACGCUGCCGAGGUCUACGUGACGGCGUGCCAGCAUGAGUUUCACCGGAAGUGCAUAGAAGCUCACUGGAAAAAGAGUUUACAAUGUCCGGUUUGCAAGGCGGUUUGCAGACCCAAAGGACUUAAGGUAACGGAUGAUCCGGAAAGACGAACUCGAAGUCAAUCCAGGAAUCAACCCAUCCCCGAUAACGUCGGGAGACAAACGACAGACGACAUAGCUACCACUUCAGGGUCUAAUCCCAGUUGCAGCAAUGAAAGCAUAAUUUCGGCGAAUGCCAUAACGCUACUAGCUAUGGAGCGGAGAUUGCUGGAGUCACUGUCAGGAAAGAUGGCCGAGUUGAUCCAAAACUCAUUCACAGCUCGGGAAUGA